Molecule: messenger RNA, 2963 nt
Organism: Amphiprion ocellaris (clown anemonefish)
Lineage: Eukaryota; Metazoa; Chordata; Actinopteri; Pomacentridae
Gene: samsn1a
Product: SAM domain, SH3 domain and nuclear localisation signals 1a
Exons: 8
Coding region: 1225-2280 (351 amino acids)
Molecular function (GO): protein binding
Source: RefSeq, a predicted model, not a curated record
AAAUAACACUGACAACAAAUGAGAAAACCUUCCCUAGAAACUGUGUCGAAAAACAUUUAGAUAAAGAUAAGGUGAUUUUCUCACAUCGUCUCACUUUGCGCUUACUUCAGAUGAACAACGGCUUCUCCAGAGAGUCAGAAGCCUCUCAAGUCAUAGAUUAGAAACCUUAAUCUGGAUUGACAGGAGUUUACGGCUGAUUGCAAGCGGUAGGAUUAGGCAGUGGUUUUGUCUUUAGAAUUCCCUUUUUUACAAUUGACCAAAUGAAACCAGCCGCAAUGUAAACACAGCGGCAAAUCCCCACAUCAAGGCCACGUCAGAGCGAUUACUGACGGCAACGUAAAGUAAAAACGACCUCGCAGAUUCACUGGAAAACCACGUUUGUAAAGAGGUCACAGGUGAUAUGGGUUUUUUAACUAUUAUCGAAAAAAAAUUAAAGCAGGAAAUGACUUGUUUGACGGCUUUUACAGCAUUUCUAACACACAAAAAGAAAUCUUCACUUCCAUAUUGAGAGCAGAGGUAGACCGGAAAGUGUGUCGACACAACAAAGUUGCCACUUUCAGCUGUUCCUCUGUCAUACAGAAGCACUUCCUCAAAAGUAUUCACCCCACAUGAAGAAAUGGAUGCAUAAGAAUAAUUACUCCAGCAUCACUUACCAUAACCAAGUUCCCCAUUGUGGAUAAAGGGAAACUGCGAGAAAUAUUGAGUUUUGAGUGGAUUUUCUUCCUUUUAUUUUAACCCUAAAAUGAAUAAAACAGUGUGUACUGCGAGUUUAUAAGUAUGUAUGACAACCUGACACAGUGAAUAUGUGAUGGAGUUAUACUUAGUGACAUUACAGCCCAACUCUGUGUCAAUCAACCACAGAGAUGCUUCUCCAGUAGCAGAUAUGAUGUGAGCUCACCCACACUCGGUUCUUUGGUAUCUUGGCAAAAACAAAAACCACAAUUAGAAAACCUAAAUGCAGCAGUUCCUGGAAGUGGCUCUCAGUGUUUUUUUUUCAUCGGGGCCACAAAAUGCACACUUAAGCAUUUGUAUUUUUCCCUUUCAAAGCGAUACUGCAGUGAGAGACACAUUGUCAAUUGCCUCACAUCCUGUGUGUCGUAAGGAAGUGGGCCAGCCAGCACAUCAGACAGACAGCCGCUCUGCUAGUUAACACUUGACUGUCAGGAGAGCGCGGUAAAGAGAAGCAAAGGCUGAGAUCUGACAAUAACCUUAAAGCAGCAGAAAAUGUUACAGAGGGCGGCAUCCAAUGUGUCAGACAAAGCAAAGAGCCACAAACCAAAGCGCUCCACAAGCUUCGGCAGGUUUGAGGGUCUCAGACAUAACUCAUCACAGGCCAAACCGGAGGAAAAUGGAACAACUAUGCUCACUGAAGAAUGUGAAAGUUCAGACCCGCACAAAUCAGCUGGACUUGGGAAGAAGAUGAAAGCAAUUUCACUGACCAUGAGGAGAAAAAUGGGCAAAAAACAUGCCAAGUCCUUCUCUGAGGAGACAGGCGAUGACACAGACAACUACCCAGAGGCAGAGACAGAAAGUGUCCCUCCAGCCGAGAAAAACUCCGCAAAGACGAGCAACUCCCUAGAGAGUCUUUACAGUGGCCAGAGCUCCUCGAGUGGUGUGACCAGUGAGUCCAAUGGUUCUGGUCAGAGAGACAGUCUGAGGCUGGAGGAGGACGGAUCCUACCAGGGACAGUUCUGUGGCCGAGCUCGGGUCCACACUGAUUUUGUUCCCAGUCCGUAUGACACAGACUCCCUUAAACUCAAGGUCGGUGACAUCAUCAGCAUCAUCAGCAAGCCUCCGAUGGGCAUCUGGACGGGUAUGCUGAACAACAAAGUGGGCAACUUCAAGUUCAUCUAUGUGGACGUAUUGGUGGAGAGGGAGGAAGAAGAGGAAGAGGCUCCUAAAAUACGGCAACAGAAGCUGUGCAAAAGACCUCGACCAAAAACGCUGUUGGAGUUACUGGAGCGACUGAACCUGGAGGAAUACGCCUCCGCCCUGCUGCUGAAUGGCUACCAGACAGUAGAGGACCUGAUGCACCUGCAGGAGAAACACCUGAUAGAGCUCAACGUCAAAGACCCCGAACACAGACGCAGGCUGCUGGCUGCUGCUGAAUGUCGCUACACAGAAGGUGAUGAUGUCAGGGAUGCGGAGGAGCACAAGUCCUCCCACAGUCUACAGGAAGAAGACAGCGACUGUCCCAGAGACUCGGGCUGCUUCAUCCCGUCUGAAUGUUCAGACAGCAAAGACGACACAGAACACGUCACAGAGGCGGUGGACUCAUGAAGUGCUCGUUUGUCAAAUGGAUACGCUGACAUUUGGAAUUGGGGAGUUGCAUGUUUUCUUAUGACUCUGAUUAAAAUGGUUAAAAAAAUGUACCUUUAAUCUUCUCAAAAUGUUAUGUUUGCGCCCCUGUUCCAGACACAAGUUUGCCUAAAGUAGAAAGUUUUUAAAAGUGUGACAGGAAAAACCAGCAACCAGCGUUCUAGAUGUCAUCUUAUCCAUUUGUCACUUUAUCAAGAUAAAAGUUCCAAGUGUUGAUUUUUCAGACUGUAUUUUUUUAAGUUGCGAAGGAAGUGGCGUUUCAUCGAUUUAAUAUCAGAUAUAUUUAUUGCAUUCUAAAUCAUUCAGUGUUUUUGCAUUUAAAGCCUUUAUUUAUCACAGCUGCAUCAUUUUUACCUUUGUCAUUCCAUCCAAUCUCACUUUAACUUCCAGUGUAUUUUUUUUUCUUGUGAAUGAAGUGAUAUUGGUAAAGGAGUUUCUCAUAUAUGUUCUAGUGUUUGGAUUUGACAAUUGCAUAUUCAGAUCUUGCCUAUAUUGUAUACUGUACAGAUUAAUGUGUGUGCUAUUUUUUGAACAUGUAUGUGAAUGAAAGAGUGUGUCAGAGAGUCUGUGUCUAAGCUCAUGGGAAAGUCAUCUGUUUUCAUUGAUUUUUGUAAAUAAAAUUAAAGAAAUACAGUAAAAUAUGA